AUGCUGAAAAAUCCUUUGAUAAGAUCGUCACUUAUCAUACACAAACCCCAUUUCAUUCAACCAUUGAUCGUACAACCUUGCCGUAAAUCGUCGCCAUUUUCAAUUCGUCCAGCUCAUUCUCGUACGUUUUCAAUUUUUAAUUUACUUAGGACAAUAGUUGGCCCACUAUCUUUUGUCUCUCGUUCCCUUUCACAACCACAAAAGGCAACGCAAGAAUUGGAAUCUCAAGCAUUAGCCACUUAUGAAAAAAUCAAAUUACCAAUAACUCAUACAUUUAAUAGAAUUCCUGGAUUUUUGGGUAGAGAGCAUGAGAUACGUAUAUUGAAUGAUUUAUUAAGUGGAGAUCCAAAGUUUUUGAUCGUGAAUGGUUCUACAAGUGUGGGAAAAACCUCUCUGCUACGAGAGGUCCUAUCCGACGAUCGAUAUCAUGUGACUUACAUCGAUUUGCGAAUCCCAGGAUUCGCGGAUCUUAUUUCAUUUAUAUCGGAAUUCGCGUCGCGUUUAGAAAUAUUUUUUACGAGAAUUGCUUCAUUUUACCCUAAUCUUAAGGUAUUUGAAGAUGAAGCAAUCGCCCUUAGAAGUUUACGAUUGAGUGGACCUGAAAGUUAUGAAAAGAAACAACUAUUACAAAAUGUGCAACAAUCAGAAGGUGAUGAUGAGACGGAUGCUUAUUCUGUCGCAACAAGUCAGAAUCGAAGUGAUCUCGCCAAAUUAUUGGAGAAAUUUCAAGCUGGGUUAUUGAUGUAUCAUGGAGUUGAUCUCAAUGAAAAGGGGGAAGAAAAGAAAGAGGAUGAUGAAAAAGACAGAUACCGGAUACACGAACAUGAUAAGGACACGAGAAAAAAGAAAAUUCCUAUUAUAGUUUUCGAUGAAGCUCAUAAAUUGAGAUAUCUUUUGAAUGAUAACGAAGCUCUACAGAUACUUCUGGAUGCCUUGGUAGUCUUCACAGUACAAGAUAGCUUGUGCCACAUCAUUCACGUUACUUCGGAUGCAUUUUACGGAAGAUUAUUGGCACAAAAGCUUCAUACGAAAUCUUUAAUCAUUGGUGAUUUAUCCCGAUCAGAAGUCAACAAGUAUUUUCACAAGACUCUAGUACCGACCGUCCCACAAGAAAUACGCGAAGGGAUUUUCAAAAUGGAAGAUGAUCUUCACAAAGUUCUUGGUGGAAGAAUUUUAUACUGGAAAUCAUUUGUACAAGAUUACAUUCUUUCGAAUGGCAGGUUAACAAAUUUACCGAUGGAUGAUGAAAUUCCCGGUGAUCCGAUCAAACGCAUAAGUCGUUAUAUUAUUGCCAGUCCAAUGAAUAAGGUUUCCUAUCAUCGUUUGUGUAAGGAAUUCACGCCACCUGUUAUAGAUGCGUUAAUUAACGAUGGAAUUUUGGAGUAUAGAUUGAUUGAUGAAAUUGAUGAUGGGAAUGAUGAUGCAUUAUCGAUCGAAAAACCUUUUGUUGUUCCUUCAAGUCAUCUAAUGAAACAUGCUAUGGAAAUUUUAUUAGGAGAGAAAUCACGGAUCGAAAAAGAUGUUUAA
Molecule: messenger RNA, 1527 nt
Organism: Funneliformis caledonium
Lineage: Eukaryota; Fungi; Glomeromycota; Glomeromycetes; Glomerales; Glomeraceae
Source: the annotation of a GenBank genome assembly